Lolium perenne is the source of this 4023-nucleotide messenger RNA. NCBI's taxonomy places the organism in Eukaryota, Viridiplantae, Streptophyta, Magnoliopsida, Poales, Poaceae. The record is from RefSeq and is a predicted model, not a curated record.
CUCUUCCCCCCUCUUGAUUUACCUCCAAGGAUGAAAUGGACAACUGAGGUGUUAAUUUGUGUACGAUUUGACGCCGGAUAGGUAUAUAUGGUAGGGAUCGGGAGCAGUUUGUAUAGGGAUUGCAAAGGGGGUUCUUUAUACUCUAUCUGAAACCAACUGAGUUUCCGAUUCAAGGUGAAAAUUUAUGUUACAACGUAUUAGGGCUAAGUGUCCUCGCGGAUUACAUAUGAAUUUUAGCGACAGUACUUUGGUCCCGAGUUCUGGUUUUUUUAACAUUACAGUAUCCAUUUACCAUCCAACAAUAACGCCUCUCAGAUCUGUUUAUGACUUCUAUUUGUGGGUUAUAUGCCUGCAUUUCUGAUUCCUGAACUAUUUUCUAAUUUUACAUACACAUUUUAUGUUUACAAACGGGUUAAGGAAAAAAAAAGUCUGGUAGCUCACAAAGGUCAGCACUUUUUGUAGAACUAAAAUUUCCCAGUGCACUUAAUUAACAUCUAGACUAUCGUGCAGUCCCUAACUAGCAAUCUGUAAAUAGCUGUUAGCCUUUCCAAUUUUCUAGAAACAAUCGCGUAAUACCUGUAUGGGAAGAAAUUAAGUUUGCCCUUAGGCAUCUGCUCCCUGGAUAUUUUGCCUGACCAGAUCUCAGUACCGGCGCCACCUUCCCUCGCAUGAUCGACACCCAACUAGACCUCCGCUGCCCUCCUUCACAUGAUCAUAGAAGCAAAUAACGUACUCCCUCCGGUUCAAAAUAAUGGCCCAAAAAAUGGAUGUAUCUACACAGUAAAACAUGUCUAGAUACAUCCAUAUUUGGGCAAUUAUUUUGAACUGGAGGGAGUAGUAUAAAUAGUAUUAUAUGGAUACAACCAACAUUGUACCAGUUCCACCUAAUUUGGUUCCACGUAUAGCUUUAUGACACAACUGUACGUCUGGAUCGGCAAUCAAACGAUUUCUCUACUCCUGGUAAUGAGAACAUUCCAGUCUUUCUUUCUAUUUUGCAUGCUUUGCAAUCCCAAUGGUCCACAGAUCAACCGAACAGACAUGAGCAUCACACCAUCACCCUCUCUUUUAUAAGCUGUGCGACUUUUGAGGCUGAGAUAGCUCAGGCAACUCCUGCUACAAGCUAUAGAUGUUAUCCUGUCUGCCUGUAAAGUUCGAGACAAAUUACCACCUUUCACUUUGAAAGCUUCUACAUUUAAAUUAAUUUCAUGCUUUUCAACUAGUAAUUUUAGCCUGCAGGUUGAAUGGUCUAGGGAUGUAUCCUUUUGUUGUGGUAUUUGAGAUUUGUAGUUUUCCAGAAUGCAUUCAUAGCCAAGCUUUCUGUUUAGUAUCAUCUAGUUCUCCAUAUACACUAAUCUGGAAGCUCCUACAUGCAAAUAAAGUAAAUUUUAUUCUUGAGUUGAAUACUAGUUGUUUUAGUCUGCAGGUUGAGUGCUCUAGGAUCCAUCCUUUUGUUAUGGAAUAGAGAUUUGUAGUGUUCUGGAAUACUUUCAUAGCCAAGCUUGCUGUUUAGUUUCAUCUUGUUCUCUGAACACUAAUUUUGAACAUAGCACCACUUCUUUUUUAUGUUAUAUCUUGGGAGGUUUAGUUGAACUGGUAUAUUGUUACUUUGAUACACUUUUCACACAAUUUGACCUGUUAGCUUGACAAUAUUUUUUCCUUGGGGUCUGACACAUCCACUACUACUAUUAGUUCUGAUAGCUACAGUACCGAUGGUGUCUGAAUACGUUUACUGACUGUUUGAGGAAAGGUCUGUAUAGAAAUAAGCUGCAAAGGCAAAAAUCAGCUGUUAAGAAAUUUAUAUACCUGGGGUAUGUGUCAGUUUCUCUUUUGAUGGAAAACUGAUUUAAUGGUUUAUUCAGAAUUGCAGACUUCCAUUUGUCCCAUGCAACAUCCACUCAUUUGAUCACAUCAAUUCUCAGGAGAACAAUUUCCUCUUGUUACAAAUGAGUCCACGUCCGCCUGGUGGUUCAUUAAAACGUAAGAGUAGUCCCAAUGAGUCAACAGCAAUACCCAAUCCUGCGAAUUUUUACCACCCGCAAUUUCGUCAGCAUAUGCAAUUUUCACAACCGCCAUAUGCCAUGAAUAUCCCUUUCCAGCAAUUCCCACAGCAACACCUAUACCAACCUAAUGUCCAAUACGUUGUUGUCCAACCACAAUAUGCUCCAUACUCUUUACCACCACAGCCGCCACCUCCACCACCUGCUCUAGUUUUGCCAUCGACGUCAGCGUCUGGUUCGGGCACCCCACAUAUGGAAACUCGCCGAGAGCAAGAGAUUGAUAUAGUCAAUGAUGAGAAUGGUCAGCCUGAGCGUACUACUAAUCGAUUACAUUGGACGGAAAAGGAGGACAUAAGAUUGAUAAGCGCUUGGUUGAAUUGCCCGAAGAUCAAUAAGUAUGACACAUACUGGGCGAAUGUUACAGAAACCUACAACAGCACCACCCCUAGAGAUAGGAGAAGGGAAACAAAGUAUUUGAAAUAUCAUUGGUACAAGAUGAUCCCGAAGAUUGCCCGCUUCGACGACUGCUGGUGCCAGGUCAAGGCAAAAUAUCCUAGUGACCUGUCCGACAAUAUGCAACUGCUGGACAAAACAUGGGCAAUGUUCAACGUGGAAGCACGGGCGAUAUAUCUUGAGGAAGUGAAACGUCGUUUUGCCUAUGGCCACUGCUGGAUAGCUCUCUGGGACCAACCCAAGUGGAAAUCCUACAUCCUGUCUUUGUCCUCCAAAAAAGCCAAGAUGUCUGAGUCCGGGGACUACACGUCGUCCUCUGAAGAUACUGAAGAUGACCUUGAAGAUGAGAUGAGUGAAGAAGGUUGCGUCACUGCAAAGGAGAAACAUGGAGAAGGCUGCGUCACUGCAAAGGAGAAACAUGGAGAAGGUUGUGUCACAGCAACAGAGAAACAUGAAGGUAAAGGUAGGAUGCAGUCUUCAUCAGAGGUGGAAAAAGAUAACCAUUGCUCAGUAGAUCUUCAGAAGAUGCUAAACAUGAAUACAGAGGAGCUGACAGGGGUAGAAGUUCUGCACACAGACCAAAACCUUGAACCUUUCAGAAUAGAGCAGCCAGAAAGAAGGGACAACGAAGCAUUAAUUUCAGAGAAGCAACCAGAAUUGUCGAUAGCUGGAGCUUCGUGGUACAAUGGUUUUCUGCCUGGGACUGAGCUAUUGGGUGGUAAUUCCAAGUUCAACGAGUUUCAACAUGGGGAAGUACUGAGGGAAGAUGAGCCUGAAAAAGGAAUGAGUGGACAGGGUUACAAGGCACUAGACCAUGAUAGAGAAGCACUCAUGCAAAACCUUCCUGAAAAGGAGACAGCACAGAUCUGCAAGAAGCCAGACCAUGGGAGAGCAGCGGGUGGAAAUAUUCCUGAAGGCAAAACAGGUGCGCAAAGUUGCAAGGUGCCAAAGCUCAAACGAAAAGGCAAAGGCAAUGGCAAGGAACUGCCUUGUUCAUCUGAGGUGCAGGAGGACAUCAAACGUGCAGUGGAUCUACAGACUAUGCUUAUGAAGGAUCGCGAGAAGGUGUCAGAGGUACAGCUCCGUCUCUCGAAGGAGAAGCUCGAGUUAGCCAAACUAAAACAGCAGGAAGCAAAGGAUAGGAAGGAAACAACACUGUACAAGAAGUAUUCAGAGCUGUUGAUGGCUGACACCUCCAAAUUCAACGACUUUCAGAAGGCAGAGUAUGAGAAGGCGGUGAGGCGCAUGGGUGAGACGUUAUUUGGUAGAGAUGACAGCUAGUAGUCGUUUAGUAGGCUAUGUUAUAUACUUCUUCUGAAGCAGCAGUAAUGGAACGUAGGUUGAUGUUGUUAUACCUGGUGAUUUAGCUUACUCUCAAUCCAAGUAAUAUACAACCUGUACUGUGUAGAUUCUAUCGGCCGUGUUAGAUGUAGCUCCCAAUUAUAUUUCUAAUGACCAACUUCCCAGUUCCUGAAUCUGGAAGAACAUAAUUUGAUGGCCGAUGGGUUGAAGAUGAACAUGGGAAGGAUCAAAUUGCAAGUCCCUAGCAUAUGACCGGCAGAUUUUAUCUUCA